This is a messenger RNA of Amyelois transitella, 8831 nucleotides long. RefSeq names its product protein tramtrack, beta isoform. Lineage: Eukaryota; Metazoa; Arthropoda; Insecta; Lepidoptera; Pyralidae. The record is from RefSeq and is a predicted model, not a curated record. Gene Ontology annotation, biological process: regulation of transcription by RNA polymerase II. Gene Ontology annotation, cellular component: nucleus. Gene Ontology annotation, molecular function: protein binding. The coding region runs from base 252 to 2870 and encodes 872 amino acids. The transcript has 7 exons.
CAGACAGUAGGACGGCGACGCCACUGUGAGUCGGUGACCACGGCGCUUGGAGCGCGCUCGCCGCAUCGUGACAUGUAGCGCGGCCGUGCGCCGCAGCCCCGCGACUCCACCGCCGGUGGCGGCGCGCCGAUGCGCCUGCCGUCCGGCCCGACGCCCGCGCCGCGAUCCAACACGAUACACACGAUCUCUCUACCAGUGCCGCUUUCACUGUUAUACCUGAAGCGAGCCCUUCAGCCCGUCUGAAUCGUCGGAUGGAACCCGGAGUGCGCCGAUUCGCAUCAAGGUUAGACGAAUAUUUGAAUGUGAGUGUUAGUGCGCCACCCGCCGAGCCAGCGCGCCCUGGCGCACCCCCGUGCUACAACAGCCCUGGCUACGCGCGAACGUCACAACUCCGUAGCACUAUAGCGGCGGGAGCUAGCUCAGACAUGGGAAGUGAGCACUAUUGCCUAAGGUGGAACAAUCAUCAGAGCAACCUGUUGGGAGUCUUCAGCCAGUUGUUGCACGACGAAAGCUUGGUGGACGUCACGCUCGCCUGCUCCGAAGGUGCCUCCAUAAGGGCUCAUAAGGUUGUACUGUCCGCGUGUUCAUCCUACUUCCGGUCGCUGUUCGUUGACCACCCAUCCCGUCACCCCAUCGUUAUUCUCAAAGACGUGGGCUUAGAGGAAUUGCGGACCCUUGUAGACUUCAUGUACAAGGGCGAAGUCAACGUGCAGUACUGCCAGCUGCCUGCUCUGCUCAAAACCGCUGAAAGUCUUCAGGUAAAAGGAUUAGCUGAAAUGACGACGCUAAGCGCCGCUGGUAUUGAGGCAAGAAACGUCUCUGAACCAAUGGAAGAGUGUCAACCCCAAGACCAAAAAGAGAACACAGAACUCCAUGAACGAUUGGACAGUAGAGAAAAUAGGGAAAAAGAGGAAAGACGAGACACAAAAGACUCACGUGAAUCGCGUGAGAGAGAAAGCAAAGAGGGAGAUCCAAGAGAUAACCAUGGGCGUGAGUCACGUGAACCCAGAGAUUCACGGCAAAAUAGAGAAAGAGACAGAGAAUUGCGUGAUCUUAGAGAGCACAGAGACCCUCGUGACGUCAGAGAACCUAGAGAUUUGAGAGAAUCAAGGGAACUACGAGAUCACAGAGAAAUAAGGGAGACAAGAGACAUUCGCGAACCUCGAGACUUACGUGACGUUCGAGAUCCGAGGGACUUGCGAGAUGCUCGUGAAACACGAGACGGAAGAGAAGCAUCUGAAGCGUCGCCUCCAAGAAUAUCCCCAUUACUUUCUGUAAGGCGGUUUAGGCCCGAAGUUGCUAUUGAUACGCCAACAACUACGCAUCCACCGAUACCAAAAGAUGAACCGCCUGACGAACCGAUGCGGUCUUCGUCGCCAGAGGAUGAUACUGUGUCGAUAAGAUCCAAUGGCGCCCAGAAUGAUAACAUGGGUAUAAACAUGACCAUAAACAGUCAUAGCAGCAGUGUCCUGGGUGCUAGAUACUCCCCAGUGGACAGACUAAGUGUUCUUAAUGCUAUACCACAUCCUGGCUUGCCCCAUCCAUCUCAUCCUUCACUACCAAGCCCACGGAGUGAGCCCAUUGCCGGACCCUCUGGACUUCCUCCAGUUCAACAAGUACCUUUAUCCCUGAAAAAAGAAAUUGAUUGGGAUCGCAGUAAUGAAGAUAAAGGAGGUGAAUCGUCUUCAGAGUACAGGAUGCAACAUGAAACGAUGUGUCUGGAUAUGUCAUGCGUGUCGCCAACCAUUCCGAGCCCCAUUCCUCCGCGGAGUCCGACCGCUCUACCGUUGUGGUCGCCCUUGCUGGCCCUUCAGGCGUGUCGCAUACGCAGGUAUCUCAGCGACGACUGCAUGGCCUACCAAAACAGACACUUACUCCACUCGGAGCGGCGACGAUGCGGCGUUUGUCUCGCUUCUUUUCCUUCCACGUGGCUUCUUGAACGUCACGCCGCCCUUCAACAUGCCUCACAGACGUCCUGCGAUGACAAACCCUUUGUAUGCGAACAGUGCGGUCAGAGCUAUAGGUAUAGGUCAGCAUAUGUCAAACAUAAAGAACAGAACCAUCGUGCUCGGCUGCCGGCCGAUAAACUUUUCACAUGCGACGUAUGCGGCAUGCAGUUCCGCUAUCUCAAGUCUUUCAAGAAACAUCGACUCAAUCAUACUCUCGAAAGACUUCAUACCAAAAAUACAGAUACGCCGGAGGGAAUGGAUCAAGUUUCGAGUACUAAUGAGGCUCUUAUUGGCCAGUGCGGAGAAAUGGAUCUCUCGAUGAAAAAGAAGAAUAAAACUGAAGGAAACAAAACCCCACCAAUUGACGUUAUCAGAGAUGCGGAGCAAGACAGUACAGUCGACUCUAAUGGAGCCUCUGAUUCUAUUGUAACUGUCGAUGAUUCUAUCGAAUGCAGAACCUCUGAAACUGAUAGUAAAAGAGACGAUGACACCGCUUCAGAGGAGAGACGACGUGUCCCAGUUUCCUUCGCUAGUGUCAGCUCCAUAGCGGAUAGUUCAGAGAGCGAGUCGCGCGGUGAUAGUAGUAAGCGUGAAAGUUCCAGCUCGCAUUCAGCUUUGUUGGGAUUUAUGCAGAACGACGACAGACAAAGAGACAGGGAGAGACGAUUCGCUUGUCCCUUCUGCGGGAAAUGUGUGAGGUCUAAAGAGAAUUUGAAAUUGCACGUUCGCAAACACACAGGCGAGCGUCCGUUCGUGUGUUUGUUCUGCGGGCGAGCAUUUGGGGGUAAGAGCGAUUUGACUCGCCAUUUGCGGAUCCACACCGGCGAGCGGCCGUACCACUGCGAGGCGUGCGGCAAAUGCUUCGCGCGCGCAGACUACCUCUCCAAGCAUCUCACCACGCACGUACACAACACGCGCUGAUCGUUGCACGCGCCGUCCUUUUUUCAAUCUUUUCAUACCUCUAUAGUAAAUGAACGAGUCAUAUUAUAACGGUAAAUUGGAAUAUUUUUUAAAAUGUUUUAAAACUUUACAACAUUAUUAAAAUAAGCAGGUUUAAUUAAAAUGUUUACAGAACAGUUUUCAUUUUGGAGUUAUUUAUGAACAUAUGAAACAAUUUUAAUACAAACUGGAUAUAUAUAUGCUGGGUUUACUAGCUAGAUAAUGUAGUAAAUACUUGCAUACAUUUAUUUUUCGUUUAUAUGAUUUGCGUGCUAUAGGAGAAUGCACCAAUGUAACCUGUGACAAAACCUUAAUAACAGUUAAUGUACUUAAUUUUAAUAAUGUGUGGUUAAAUAAAAUUAAGUACAUUCAACUACGCGGCUGUAAAAUACCUUAUAUCUUUCCUGUCGAACUUACAGCCGAUUACAUCGGUGUCGUGGUAAGUGAACAGAUUACACCAACUUCUUUACUACAAUUAUAUAUUGCAUUUCGAAAAACCAUUACUUUGAUAUUUUAAAAUUUAAUUCAAUUAUUACAGUUACAUUUUGGACAUUUUGAAAAACAACAAUUUUCUUUAUUUAAUUACUACCACAUUGUUGUUAUUUAUAUAAUGAUGGAUUUUUUUGCCAUAUUUUUAUAAGCCGGCGUAUUUAUAAGAAAAUAAACUCAUUCCAUUGAGGGAAAUCUAGAAAUUUGGUAGAAGAGAUGGUAGGUAAGUAGAAGAAUGCAAAAAAGCUGUGAUUUGUACGAUUAAGACCAGUCAAACAUGUUUUAGGACAUCGAAAAAAUGUUUUAUGUAAUUUAAUGUAAUGUUAACAUUUAGAUAUACAUGAAUUAAUUAUAGUAAUAAGAAAUCUCUCUGUGCCAAAAUAUGUACCUCAUAAAAGUAACAAUGAAGUAGAUAAAUAAAUAACUGAGGAUUAUUUAUUACAACAUUUUAAUUUAUUCAUAUUUAAUAUAUUGCUGAGUUUUAUAUUGUAAGUUUGCAAUGUACAGAAUCAGACAGGAAUCAAUGCAAAUCGUCUUUUGGAACAAUACCAUAUAUUGGCUUCAAAUCUGUCGUAAGUUUAUGUCUAAAAACUCUUAGGUGUAGAGUGAAGUUAGUGAAGUGAAGAUUUUAUCUAAAAAAUAACAUUACACUUAAUAAUCACAUACUUGAUUAAUGGACGCCAGAAGUCGAUAUGCAUCUUUCGCCGGCUACUGUACUAAAUGUGUUAUGCCCCUUGCAACCUUUGAGGAUAAAGUUAAGAACCGUCUUUUGGUAAAGAAGACUUGCCCGCAAAAUCUUGAUAUCUAGUACAAUAAAUACAUGGCCAUUUAUCUUUUUAAGAAGAAUGUUAACUGCCGUCGUUGUGAUAAGUAAUACAUAUACACUUAUUCGAUUGACUCUUUAGAAUUCCUCAUUUUAAUCGCCAUUUUAUUUAAAAUUCUAUUCGUGACAAAUAACUGCAUACAACAUAUAUUUUUGAUAAUCAAUGAAAUAGUUAUUAAGUACUUUGUAAGUGUAAUAUCUGUUGUUACAAUAAUUUAGGUAACGAUAGCCAUAAUUAAGUCCGUUUGUUCAUAGACCAUAGUGAUUUGUUUGCAGAGUAGAUAUGUUCCUUCGUGAAAUGUCGUGUCUUUCAAGAAAUUAAAAAAAAAUGGUUAAAAUGUAUUAACACUUCAGGUUUUAAUGGAGUAUUGCAAGUCGCCAUCUAAAGAUUCCAACAGCUCUAUUGGGACCAUCGCAUACUAAAAAUAUUCUAACUUUUGAAUUAAUUGCUGCAAUUGAAGAUUAAUUGCUUAAAAAGUAACUUAGAAGAUACCUGAACUAAGACGAUACGUGAUUAUAUAUGUACUCGUUUAGUUAAAUGCUAUGUGAUUUGUUCGAUAUUUUUUUUAAUAAAAUAGUAUCUUUUAUAUUUGAAGUAAAUAUUUUAUCUUACUGUAGUUUUUCUUAGUUACUAUUGCUACCUUUAAUACAACAAGUAAUUUCAAACGGACUUAUACUCUGUCAAUUAAGUACAUAGGAUAAGUGAAUAUUAUUGUUAUGUAUUUUAAACUCAAUAGAUAUUGCGGGCAGUUCUUCUUUUUCCAUUUACAAUAGAGUUUUAUAAUGUUGGUGAGAAUAGUUUUUAACAAAGUACAUUUUUAAUUAAGUCAGCGCAACGAAAUAACCACAGGUACAGGAAAUGUUGAACGAAUAUUAUAAUGUAGUGUAAUUUAACUUAUGUUUAAUGUUGUUGUAGCUCAGUUUGAAACCAAGUAAUUUUUUUUAUUAUAUAUAUCUGUUCCGUUUAUAUAUAAAGUAAAUUUGCAGUUGUAAAGAAGCCAUGGUAUUCAAAAAUUUAUAGUUGAUAUGCCAGAGGGAUAUUUUAAGUAAUUUAGGUAGUUGAAAACUUUUAGUAUAAACGAGAAGCAAUACUCUGAAUUAUUAUUUUUACUACUGAAAUACUCUUAUACUGUGCGUGGUGAAUUUGAAAAGUGGAUAUGAAAUGCAGAUACUGUAAAGAACUAUUUAAAAAGCCGUAACUGCACUUACGACGUUUUACAUCGACACCAGGCAUUUGAUUCUCAAUUUUCGAUUUCGCCUUGUGCAAUUUUUUACAAGAAUACCAUCGAAAUAAACAAUGCACUAUUGCAUUAAAAUUGUGUAUAUGUAGAUAUUUUGCCAUUAUGUCAAAUAUAUGAUAUAAAUAUUAUUCAAAAUUUGAUGUUGACUGUUUUUUAUAAUUAUAUCAGCGGUAGUUACUUGAUGUUGUGGUGUAAUUUAGUGUCUUAUAGAGUUAAGGUCAUUAACCACUCAAAGUGUUUUAUAACAAAAAAUGGCAAAUUUUCCUGGAACAAGUAGAUUUGAACAGAUAUCGAAAUUUCCAAAAUAUGUAGCCAAAAACUUUGAGUGGUUCAUUAUUUUGAAUUCUCGUAGAGUUAAAAUUGGUGUAGUAUUCUUUAUAUCUGUUCAUGUAACAUACAUUUUUAAUCUUAUAGGUAAUUUAAUUUUUAAUCAGAUUCUAAACUAUUCUGAGCACAGCCAUGGUUUUGUAAAUAUGCGUGCGCUAACCAGGUCCAAUGUGAUACAUUAGCGUAAAGUGGUUGUCUUGUUUUGUUUGGUUAUAGAAAAAUUUCCAUUUUGUUACAAUAUCAUAAUUGUUUGUUGUAAUAUCAUUACUUACUUCCUGUCUGUGUUCAAAUGUUUUGUAUUUUCUCUAGUUUUUUUUUCACCGUCGACUGUGAGCUAACGGGCAUUAUUUUAUUAUAGAUACAGUUACUUUACUUUGUAUUUGGGAGGUUAUCGAGUUAGAAGCGGUAAUGUGGCCAACGUUCGGGGGGCACGGCUGUGGUCUUACGACGCACAAUUUUACCACUUUAUACAGCGUUUUUAUAUCUCCGUCCAGUAAUAUUGUGUGUCUUAUUUCAAUUUUACUGAUUAAAGCAGCUAUAAUACAGUGUUAACGGGAUCACAUUGAUUGCUUUGACUUGUGUAGUUUUAUAAGGGUUAUUUUUUUGUUUGUUAAACAGUUAUUAAUUGCUUCUUUCAUAUUGUAAAUGAAACAAAAGUGCUUGCACCACAAAACAUCGUUUCAAGCAUUUUGUCAUAGGAUGUUUUUCGGAUUUAACUGAAAACGUUUAAAUUAUUUAAUGUUUGCAUUUGAAUGUCAUUAAUUAUCUAGUAGCUAUUGAUUCUGAAUUUAGUUGGAUGAUUUUAAUAAUAAAUUUUAACAGUACACGAAAAUUAAGUUAAGCCGAAGUGGAGGCUGAUUUACGAGAUAAUUUUGUUAAUAUAUCUUAAUGGCUUUGAUUAGCUAUAAAAUGUUCUGUGGUGAUCGCAAUGAAUGUGAUAUUACUUUAAGUCGAGACAACGACACAGGAUUAGUACGAAGUUUCUCCGUGCGAGCCAACGAAGAUCGAACGUUAGUAGACUGAUUUUCGGGUAGAAGUAAAGUAGGCCAGAAAAUUCGCAGUCAAUAAGUAACACGUAUAAAUAGAUGUUGUUUUAAAGAUGUUUUAAAGCCAAACACAAUUUCAAUAGUCUUACGACGUAAAACAAUAAGAGAGUUUAUUUAAUUUUUAACAUUACUUAUAAAGAAUGUUUUAUAUACCAACCUUAAAUUAUUUUUCAGAUGUAUUGAUUUUUAUACAUCUCCAUAUACAAAAAAUAGAGGUAAGUUGUAGAUAACGUAGAUGGGUCUAUUAACCGCGUGGUGCUACAAAGUGUAAUGAUAUGUGAUAGAAACUGUUCUUCAGAGACAUUUUAUUUAUUGAAGCUUCCAUAGAUGUAAAUAUAGUCCCAUUACACUGGUUGAAAUAGUCUUUAUUGUUCAUAAUGCAAUAAACUUAUUUAAAAAAUUGUGGGUAAAAUUUUAAUACGUUAAGUUUUGGUUGGUUUUCAUUGAGUUGAGUACCUCGCCAUAUUAAAUUGCUUUGGAAGUUUUAAUAAUUGACCAUAGAUACUUUGGAUUAUUCUUUAAGUAUUUUAAUUAUUUUCGAGACUAUUGGGUCUGUCUACCCAGUAAGGGAUAAUAACGUAAUAUGUAACUUGACUGUUCAAAAUUUACCCACUUGAUUUAGUCUGGACUAGUGAAGGAAUUGUAUUAUGAUCAAUAUAUACUUCAUUAUUACCUUACCUACCAUAUUCAGCAAUAAUUCGGGUUAAGUACAUAAUAAUUGAUUAAAACUUCUAAAACCAGUAUUUUAACGAAAUGCGAUUGGUCGAACGUGUCUCUUAGAAACCAAAAUAAUAAAAUGUAAGGAUUGUCUGGCUAAAUAUGUGGUACAUAAAUACCAUUCCAAAAUUGUAAUUAAAUUAUUAUUGAUUAUUUCUAUGAGAUUUAAGUCGACCAGAUAUUUUGGGUGAUGUGAGUUCGGUAUUUGUAAAAUUUUAAUAAUUAUUUUCUUGUGUUGUCUAAGAGUUACAAUUUAAGGCAAGGCAUUGCAAUUUAAGGAAAAUUAAUGUUAUUGUAUUAAUGUAACUCCGGUGACGUGUAUAGAUAGGAAAAUUUCAUUAGGUUCGAUACCUACUUACUCGUACAUACAAUACUUGAGAAAAAAACAUUUUUUUAUGGCCUUAAUAAUAACAAAUAUGUCUUGGAGUAAAUUUAUAUUAAUAUCUUAUGUAUAACUUUCUUACUUAGUGUAUUGAAAUGAAAUUAACUGGAAAUAUUUUAUAAAAUAAGUUUCUAUUUUCAUGGUGGCACUAAAUGGGCACUAAUAAUUAUCUAUUCAUUUUAAAGUUUUAACAAUUUCUUGAUAAUGAGUGAUUUUAAGUUUCAAUUAUUACCAAACUUCAAUUUAUUAUUAAUUUAUGCAGAUAUAAAAUAGAUCAUAGUAUACAAUGUUACAUAAACAUAACUUAAAACAAAUAUUUUUUUUACUUGUAUAUUUCAGAUGAUUAUUAUUGUUGAAGAUAUUGUCCUAUUUUAUAUUUUAACAACUAAUUAACAUAUUUCAUUAUUCUUAUGUUGAUAAGUCUAUAAAGCAGUCCAUUUGGUUUUAAAUCUUGUCCAUUGUCCAAACUAACUUAGACAUAGUUCAUAUUUUGGAUGUGUAUUAUAUCACGAUCUAAAUUAACGCUAUUGUGUAUAUUAUUUCAUUGUCGAUGUGCAAAAUUAUAGUAAAUGUCUUGGAUCUCUAAAAAUAAGAAAAAAAGACAAAAAACAAUUUACGAAAUUUCUAAAUGUGCAAUAAAUAUGUGUGUUGUAGUGUUACCAUUAGGAAUAAAAUUUUGGCUAUUAAAGGUGGAGUUACCGAAACAUGGGGAAAAUAUUAUUCAAUUUUAUUCAUAAGUGAUGUUUUAAUGAUCUCAUUCAUCGUAUUACGGUAACUUUAUUUUUGUAGCUUAUUAAAUGAAUAUUUGGCACUUUAAAAAAGGCACAUUUCCCUAUUAUUAUUGAAAAAUGGUUUGAAAACGUGUUGAAAAUGGAUUUGUUGGUAAUUAAUUUCAUAAUGAAAUAUAUUUGUUUUAUU